UGUCCAGUGGCAAGCAGUGAGCGGGAUCUAGAGAGAGGGAAACAGACAGAUGAGAGUAACACAGCGUGAGGAGAGGGGAGUCCGAACACAUCCGUCUGCACGAGGAAGUGCAGACCUUUUGGAUGAGCCCCUGACCCAACAAUCAGCUUUUGUCUUUCUGAUUUCAACAUGAAGGACAAGGACUUCAGCUUUUGGCCAUAGUUGAAAGUGUUGAAGCUAAAGUUUGCCAUGGAGUUCACUCCAAGUAUAUAGACUUCCAAAAUAAUCCAAAUGGUCCUCUGCUGUUUGAACAAUGAUGGGAGGAAGAAAACCACGACAUAUUAAGAAACAUCUCAUGUCCAAACAAAGUUAAACAUAUUGAACAAGAGUAUGGAGUUUUUUUUCAUUUUUUUGAUGGAACUGUACGAUAUGAUUCUUUGGACCGCACCAUGUGGACACUCCUGGCUAGUCUGCACUCUGAAAAGGACUGUACACCUGUGUGUUUGAGUGUAAUUGUGGGUGUGUACAAGUGUUUGUGUAUGCCCACAGUGUUAUGACACAGUGGAAGUGAGAGGGGAAGAUUUCCGGACUGUUCUUUCUUUACAAUGAGAGAUCCAGCUGGCGUGGCUGCAAUUUCCUGUCUUUUUCCUCUGGUUGUCUUCCUAUGUGUUGUCUCCCAGAGUUGUUAUGGGAUCCGGGUCGAUCUGAGCCCCCACACUAACCCCAACCCCAGCCCGUACCCUAAUCCUCGUCUCAAGUCACUACCUGAACCAACCCCAUUGCCAAGCUCCAGUCCUGAAAAACGUAUGGCUUCACUGAAUCCCAGCCAUCUCUCGAACUCCGGCAAGAACCUCUGGAGCAAGUCUCAGUUAAGGCCUAGGCUUGACACCAUGUCCUAUCUUACUGACAACCAUAGGGCCGACACUAACUUCCCAUUGGCAAUCUCCCCUGUUACAUCAAGCUCCAACAGUAGACUCAAGCUACAGCAUGCGCCCAAAAAGAGUUCUAAUUCAAGGCAUGAAUUGGCAUGCAAAUCAAAGUGUGAUCAGGUGGCAAGAAAUACCUUAAACAAUCCCAAGCAAUCAUCAAAAACCAAUCCAAAACCAAGGUUUGGAUCACUGUUGCAGGCAAAGCCCAAGGCAUUUUCCAACUCGAAGGUAGUAACAGGACCUAAGACCAAUUUGGAGUCAGUCCCCAACACUAAAUUAUCUUCACUACCUAGUCCUAAUCAAACGUCUGAGUCAUCUGGUACAAUGAACCCCAGCACCUACUACAAUGCCAGCCCGGCUUCACUAUCCAAUCCUAAAUCCCAUUCAAAAUUCCGACCUUCAGGAAAAAAUGCAAAUGCCAAAUCUGACUCCAAGAUCAACCCAAAUUCCAGAGCAUCCAUCAGAGUACAGAGGAACGAGACCAAGUUGCUGGAGACGGACAAGGAUUACCCCCAUCGGCCCAAGAGAGGCUGGAUCUGGAACCAGUUCUUUGUUCUGGAGGAACACAUUGGACCUGAACCUCAGUACGUUGGGAAGCUCCACUCCAACUCUGACAAGGGCGAUGGUUCUGUGAGCUACAUCCUGUCCGGCGAGGGGGCCGGGUCCAUCUUCCUCAUUGACGAAACGACGGGCGACAUCCACGCAGCAAAGAGCCUGGACCGUGAGAGGAAGUCCCAGUAUGUCCUACAUGCAAGGGCCAUCGACCGGCAGACCAACCGCUCCCUGGAGGCAGAGUCAGAGUUCAUCAUCAAGGUCCAGGAUGUUAAUGACAAUGCUCCAACAUUCCCUGAUGGACCGUUUUUAGCAUCUGUGCCUGAGAUAUCUGAUGUUGGAACGUCAGUUUUGCAAGUGACAGCCUCAGAUGCAGAUGAUCCGACGUACGGAAACAGCGCCAAGAUAGUUUACAGCAUCCUGGAGGGACAGCCCUACUUCUCUGUGGACCCCAAGACAGGUAUCAUCCGUACAGCGAUGUCCAACAUGGACCGUGAGACCAGGGACCACUAUGUUGUGGUGAUCCAGGCCAAAGAUAUGGCGGGCUCGGUCGGAGGACUGUCUGGAUCUACUACCGUCAACAUCACCCUCACCGACGUCAAUGACAACCCGCCAAAGUUUCCACAGAAGAGCUACCAGCUGUAUGUAGCGGAGCUGGCUCCAGUAGGGAAGGCCGUGGGUCGGAUCAGAGCCAGCGACGAAGAUGAGAAGCAGAACGCUGAGAUGACCUACAGCAUCACUAAUGCCGACGCAGCUGCCUUCUUCACCAUCACCACCGAUGCUGACCGCAGGGAGGGAAUCAUUUCCCUCAAGCAGCCUCUAAACUAUGAGAAGAGAAAAGUUCACACACUCAACAUUGAAGGCUCCAACACUCAUCCAGACCCCCGCUUCGCCCACCUGGGGCCGUUUAAGGAUUCUACAUCGCUGCGAGUCAUUGUGGGUGAUGUGGAUGAGCCUCCUGUCUUCUCCAUGGACUACUACAUUAUGGACAUAUAUGAAAACUCACCUGCCGGCACCCAGGUUGGCACUGUAACCGCCGUGGACCCUGAUAGCACCAACAGCGCUGUCAGGUACUUCAUAGAAAACGGAGAGGAAAAACCAUUGCAUUUCACCGUCGGGGUGAACAGCGGCAUCAUCAGGACUACUCAGGUUCUGGACCGGGAGGAGACUGCGUGGCAUAACAUCACUGUGAUGGCUGCAGAGGUUGAUAACCCUCGUAUGGUGAGUCACGUCCCAGUCACCAUCCAGGUCCUGGACGUCAAUGACAACAUUCCAGCCAUCUCCGGGGGCAACAGUGCCGUCAUCGUGUGUGAGAGCACCAAAAAUGGACAGGUGAUUCAGACCGUCCGAGCAGCAGAUCUUGACAACUUUGCAAAUGGAAGGUUUUCCUUCUAUGUGCCUGCUGAGCUUCCAGCCAAUCCAAAUUUUACUGUGAAGGACAACGGAGACAACACUGCCAGUAUAAUAUCUCAUCGGCGUGAGGGCUUCAGCCAGGACAGAGACCCGGAAUUCUUCAGCCUGGUGUUGGUCGUGGCUGACGGCGGGGAGCCUCCUCUGAGCAGCACCGCUACACUCUCCCUCAGGGUGUGUGUGUGUCAGAGGAACGCCAGGGAGCGCAACAGCAACAAUGUCUGUCAGGCCCAGGCUUUCCUGUCUUCGGCUGGUCUCAGCACUGGGGCUUUUGUAGCCAUAUUGCUUUGUAUUGUCAUAUUAUUAGCCAUAGUGAUGCUAUUCACCCAGCUGCGAAACAAGAAAGCGAGCAAAGAGCCGUUGAUUCUCUCCGAAGAGGACAUCAGAGAAAACGUGGUAACCUAUGACGACGAGGGAGGCGGGGAGGAAGACACGGAGGCCUUUGACAUUGCCGCACUUCGAAAUCCCAAAGCCUCCGAGCCUCGCAGGAGGUUCCACACCUACCUUGGCCAUGGGCCAAGCCCAUACGAAGAGGAGGACGAGAUCGAGGAUGGCGAGGAGGGGAUAACGGUGGUGAGGAGGAGGAAAGCACGGGAGUUAGAUUGCGGGAAAUACAGCCCGGAGUUGGAAACUACCUGGUUUGUCAUUGACUGCGUUCCGCGAGACAUCAGCCAGUCGGCGCCUUCGCUUCUGCUAGACGGUCAGGACAUCAUUCAGCAGAUCAUCCAAAAGAAGGUGGCCCAAGCGGACUCUGACACACGGGGCCCACCGUAUGACUCGCUUCAAACGUACGCCUAUGAAGGCCGUGGGUCCUUGGCCGGCUCAGUCAGCUCUUUGGGCCUAAAUGCGGCAGUGCCCGAACUAAACUAUGCCUUCUUGGAAGACUGGGAGCCAGAGAUGCAAACACUGGAACCAGUGCAGCUGGCUACAGGUCAAGCUAACCCUGACACCUAAAGAUUUCCAUCAGAAGUUUUUUUUUUUUUUUAAACCUUUGGCCAGAUUUGCUGAAACGUAUUGCUUUUUAACUUGUGCCAUUUAAACAUGGGUGCGGGGAUGCAAAAUGACUGCCGCAAAAAGCUGGCAAAUAGGAACUGUGAUAUCAUGUGAAAUCAAAGGAUAAGAAAAGCCAUUUAUUUGUAACAGGAGAGAAGAACACAGAGGCUGAAGGGAGAUUUGGGAAAAAACCUCCUAGGUCAAGUGCAUUGCUAAAGUGUGGGACAAAAUGCAAACUGAGAAGACCAGAGUUUUAACAUGACAGGUGAGCUAAUGGGGUUCUCCCUCUGCUCUGCUUGUUAUGUGCGUUAGUUGAAAAGGUACAGCUAUUCCUUGGCCCAAAUGAUUCUAGCCUUGAGCUUCACGGUUGCUAAAACAUUUUAAAAACCUGGAGCCGUAUACCAAAUUGGCUUGGAACAUGAUGACCCACUAUUCACGGGUCAUAUCACCAAUCAUCCAUUGGCUUGAAAUAUAGGAUCACAUGGGAGUUGUAUUUAUUUCUUAUUCAUAAAAAACAAAGAAAGAAAGAUCGGCCACAGAGUUCUCACCCACUGUCUUGAAAACUUUGUUGGUCUUUUUGCAGCUUUUCUUCUUCUCUUAUAUCACCAGCAGGAAAUUCGUCAUUAGACUAUUCUACUACAUUAUUCACAAACCUUCCAAAACACAAUUGAAAGGCUCCAGCGAAUUUAAAUCUGUCUCAAGAUAAAGGUAAUAAAGAGGGGGCACAUUAGUUAGGUUCAUUUGAGGCUU
Molecule: messenger RNA, 4613 nt
Organism: Perca fluviatilis (European perch)
Lineage: Eukaryota; Metazoa; Chordata; Actinopteri; Perciformes; Percidae
Product: cadherin-18-like
Exons: 12
Coding region: 585-3824 (1079 amino acids)
Biological process (GO): homophilic cell-cell adhesion; cell-cell junction assembly; multicellular organism development
Cellular component (GO): plasma membrane; catenin complex; adherens junction
Molecular function (GO): calcium ion binding; cadherin binding
Source: RefSeq, a predicted model, not a curated record